This is a messenger RNA of Hibiscus syriacus, 678 nucleotides long. Its product is annotated as 1-phosphatidylinositol-3-phosphate 5-kinase FAB1B-like. Gene Ontology annotation, biological process: phosphatidylinositol phosphate biosynthetic process. Bases 16 to 327 code for a protein of 103 amino acids. Gene Ontology annotation, molecular function: 1-phosphatidylinositol-3-phosphate 5-kinase activity. The transcript has a single exon. The record is from RefSeq and is a predicted model, not a curated record. NCBI's taxonomy places the organism in Eukaryota, Viridiplantae, Streptophyta, Magnoliopsida, Malvales, Malvaceae. Gene Ontology annotation, cellular component: endosome membrane.
CAGGCAAGCGACGUGAUGGACUACUCGUUACUGGUUGGAGUGGACAAAGAGAAGCACGAAUUAGUUGUCGGAAUCAUCGAUUACAUGAGACAGUAUACCUGGGACAAGCAUCUUGAAACUAGGGUGAAGGCUUCCGGCAUCCUUGGUGGACUGAAGAAUGCAUCACCGACUGUAAUUUCGCCGAAACAAUACAAGAAAAGGUUCCGGAAAGCAAUGGCAACGUACUUUCUAAUGAUCCCGGAUCAGUGGUCUUCUCCUACCACAUCAGGCAAAUCUCAGUCAGAUACAGGCGAAGAGAACGGACAACAAGGGACCUCUGCAAAGUGAUUUCGCGAUCGAAAUCUCGAAGUUCAACACUCCCAUUCUGGCAUUGUUCAUAGGAUUGGUUUCCAUUUUUCAAUUCUUCUGGAGGGGCAAUUAUUCAUUUACACACAUAAAAGCGAAGGAAUUCAUAAUUCUUUUGAUAGGAUAUGUGGAACAAGGCCUCUUCAACUGGGAAUUUCUGUCGAAGGUCAAAUAUUUAGCGACCUUUGCAUGAAUUUUUUGUACAAAAAAAUCUCUCUCUUGUAUUUAGCAUAUAUAUCCCACCAUACUGUUAGUUUGUAAUCCAUUGAAAACUAGCCUUUGAUUGCAUUAUGUAAAACCAAAGUGAUUGAUUACAAUAGAAAGAGAUUUUUU